CCCUCUAAUGGUGCUACUGACCAAAGUGGACAAAGCAUGUCCUCAUGUGGAAAAGGACUUGACGAAGGUCUACCACAGCAGCUACAUAAAGGAGCAGAUCUACAGAGCUAGUGAGUGUCUGGGCAUCCCACCGUCAAAUGUGAUUCCUGUGAAGAAUUACCAUGAUGAGACUGAGCUGAAUGACACCUGUGACAUCCUGCUCCUCCGGGCUAUGAAGCAGAUGCUUGGCUUUGCUGACAAUUACUUUGACAGCCGGGAGGAAGACACAGAGUAGAUGAAUUUAUCAUAUUUGGGGGCAGUGCCAUUGCCUUUCUCUGUCCAUGUCCUUGUGUUAUACACCACACAUUUGUUUCCAGUAAACCUGCAUUAGGCUGAUUCUUUCCUGAUACACAAAUAUUUUCAUAACCUGGAUUUAUAAUUGUCUUUUCACUUGAGUAAGAAUGAUGGUUAGAUAUAAUCUAUAUAUAGG
Molecule: messenger RNA, 469 nt
Organism: Paramormyrops kingsleyae
Lineage: Eukaryota; Metazoa; Chordata; Actinopteri; Osteoglossiformes; Mormyridae
Source: RefSeq, a predicted model, not a curated record